This is a messenger RNA of Aspergillus welwitschiae, 378 nucleotides long. RefSeq lists its product as uncharacterized. Lineage: Eukaryota; Fungi; Ascomycota; Eurotiomycetes; Eurotiales; Aspergillaceae. The transcript has a single exon. The record is from RefSeq and is a predicted model, not a curated record. Bases 1 to 378 code for a protein of 125 amino acids.
AUGGCCCAACCCGCAAAUCCCCAGCCAUCACCAGCUCUGCCAGUAAGAACACGGGAGCAGCAACGAACUCGGAGAAAGAGAGGGAAUGUGCUCGACGAUCGUGUUCAUCCCAAUACUUCGACCGCACUACAGCCAGUGCGACGCCAAGCAUCGCGUUCACCCUCUCCCGCCACCGAUGAAGAAUCAAUCCUGGCAAGGGAACAAACGAGGCAAAGAGCCCGGGGAGACCUAGCGAAGAGAGAUCCGGCUGGACAGGAGAUGACCCAACCGUCGGAGGAAGAGGAUACCGGGCUUAAGUUACGGUUGGAAUUGAAUCUGGAUGUUGAGGUCGAAUUGAAGGCGAAGAUUCAUGGUGAUCUUACGCUAGCAUUGCUGUGA